Morus notabilis is the source of this 737-nucleotide messenger RNA. Its product is annotated as RNA polymerase II transcriptional coactivator KIWI. Gene Ontology annotation, biological process: positive regulation of transcription initiation by RNA polymerase II. The transcript is spliced from 3 exons. The coding region runs from base 126 to 446 and encodes 106 amino acids. Gene Ontology annotation, molecular function: transcription coactivator activity; DNA binding. Gene Ontology annotation, cellular component: transcription regulator complex; nucleus. NCBI's taxonomy places the organism in Eukaryota, Viridiplantae, Streptophyta, Magnoliopsida, Rosales, Moraceae. The record is from RefSeq and is a predicted model, not a curated record.
UGAUUUUCCGCCUUUACGUCUGUCUUUCCAAAUCAAACGCAGCAUUACCAUCCCAUAUAUUCGAGUGGACUGGUGGGAGAGUAGAGGAGACGACAGGGUUUAGAGAGAGAAAGAAGAGAGAGAGAAUGUCCGGGAGUGGAAAGAGAAAGGACGACGAGGAGUUCGCCUCCGAUGACGGCGGCGGAGAUGCUCCCCCAAAGAAAACCCUGAAGAAAGACUCCUCCUCCGACGACUCCGACGACGUCGUCGUUUGCGAGAUUUCCAAGAACAGGAGAGUCUCCGUCCGGAACUGGCAGGGCAGGAUCGUCGUCGACAUUCGCGAGUUCUACGUCAAGGACGGCAAGCAACUUCCUGGCAAGAAAGGAAUAUCACUUACCAUGGAUCAGUGGAAUAUUCUUCGGGAUCAUGUGGAAGAAAUCGACAAGGCAGUUAAUGAGAACUCUUAGGAAAUUAUUGUUGUUGGUGGAGGUGCCCUUUUGAUCCUUUUGUUUAUGACAUGCAAUAUGGUACGGCUUUUAAACCAUUUUAACACCACCCCAUCAGUAGUUAGUUUGUUGUGGUGGAUAGCCUUUGUAGGAUUGUUGUCUUUUUGCUACCAGAAACUCUAGUCAGGUUGGUAGCUUGUUUUGUAUUUAGCUUGUGAAAUCAGUACUGAUGAUGUUUUAUUUAGAACUCUAGGACUAUGUUAUCAACCGAUAUAUAUACUUACUUUUUGCUGGAUAAUAUACAUGCUUACU